AUGACGCCCAGGCCAUACGCGGUGAUAACUGCUCUUGGAAUCCUGGGGGAUGAGGACUCACUAGCCAUGCUGUCCCAUUUGAGAAGUGAAUUUGAACUGGACAGAAUAUGUGGUUAUGGGACUGCCCGCUGCCGGAAGAAGUGUCAAAACCAAGAAUACAAAAUUGGAAGAUGCCCCAACACCUAUGUAUGCUGUUUGAAGAAAUGGGAUGAGAGCUUACUGAAUCUUACCAAACACUGAAACGCAGUCGUGCUGGUCCCUAGAGUCCCUGGAAGCAGGACCUCGGUGACUUUCCUUCCUCAGGCUUUGCAGCAAGGCCGUCCCCAGUGCAAUCACGGAUCCUUAUCAAACGAGGUUUGCUGAGCUUCCCGUCGAUGCAAAGCCAAGCCAGGAGAUCGAAGAAGAAUACAGGCUGGAAGGCCGCCUCUGGUUGUGACAAUGGAGGACAGCAAUGCAGAUGAAGCAUGAGUUUCAAUGCCUUACAAGUUGAACAACAAAAUAUAUCUACCUAAUCAGCUGUAAACCUAAGAAAAACAUCAUUUUUAUCCUAAUACUGGUUUUCUUUUCUGAUCAAAAGUUUUG
Cebus imitator (Panamanian white-faced capuchin) is the source of this 582-nucleotide messenger RNA. Its product is annotated as beta-defensin 104A-like. The coding region runs from base 1 to 240 and encodes 79 amino acids. Lineage: Eukaryota; Metazoa; Chordata; Mammalia; Primates; Cebidae. Gene Ontology annotation, cellular component: extracellular region. The transcript has 2 exons. Gene Ontology annotation, biological process: innate immune response. The record is from RefSeq and is a predicted model, not a curated record.